Melanotaenia boesemani (Boeseman's rainbowfish) is the source of this 4238-nucleotide messenger RNA. RefSeq names its product SRY-box transcription factor 10 (gene sox10). NCBI's taxonomy places the organism in Eukaryota, Metazoa, Chordata, Actinopteri, Atheriniformes, Melanotaeniidae. Gene Ontology annotation, molecular function: RNA polymerase II cis-regulatory region sequence-specific DNA binding; DNA-binding transcription factor activity, RNA polymerase II-specific. Gene Ontology annotation, cellular component: nucleus. The record is from RefSeq and is a predicted model, not a curated record. The transcript has 4 exons. The coding region runs from base 596 to 2086 and encodes 496 amino acids. Gene Ontology annotation, biological process: morphogenesis of an epithelium; peripheral nervous system development; enteric nervous system development.
UUCCUCUCAGCUUCAUACAAGGGGCUCUUUAAGCCCUGCUACCAGCACAGACCAGGCAUUCAUACUCGGGCGGCGCGAGCGAGGGGGCUGGGGAGCGAGCGUCACUUUGGAAACUCGGGAACUCACAGAUUCUCAUGCUUAAACCGGCGACCUCUUUUCUCAUAACUGAAGUCGUUUCUGUUGGAUUUCAACUGAAAGACAAACGGAGGGGGGAGAGAGAGAGAUAGAGAAAGAGAGAGAGAGAGAGAGAGAGAGAAGGAGAAGUCAGGAGAGAAGUGAGACCAAGGGAGUUUGGCGUAGACCGCUAUCCUUAAGCUGGUAAACUGGGGUCCAAGGUGCGCAGUAAGCCGCCUAUGAUACCAACAACACGGAUGGAAAGAACUUUAAUGUGGAAUCCUCACAGAGUUUUGCAACGGAGGCUGAGAGUAGAGACAGACUGGCAGUUUAUAUUAUAACUUAGAGGAGGCCAGAGAGACAGAGCAGACAGUUGCCAUUCACUGUAGGAAUACACAGGAACAGGAGCCCAACAGGUAGAGUUGAGCAUUUAGUUGCAGGCGUUGGAUCUUCUUGUCUGGAACCUUGCUUGAGAAGAAGGAUGUCCAGAGAGGAGCAGAGCUUUUCAGAGGUGGAGCUCAGUCCCGGCAUGUCGGACGACAGCCGCUCCCUAUCACCGGGUCAUUCCUCUGGUGCAGCAGGCGGAGGUGAUUCGCCCCUCCACGGGCAGCAGCAGCAACUGGCGCAUCUGGACGAUGCGUCAGCGGGCUGCUCGUCUGUUAAAUCCGACGACGAGGACGAGCGCUUCCCCGCUGGGAUCCGCGAGGCGGUGAGCCAGGUGCUCAACUGCUACGACUGGACCCUCGUGCCAAUGCCUGUGCGCGUGAACUCGUCGAGCAAAAACAAGCCGCACGUGAAGAGGCCGAUGAACGCCUUCAUGGUGUGGGCGCAGGCGGCGCGGAGAAAACUGGCCGACCAACACCCGCACCUGCACAACGCAGAGCUCAGCAAGACCCUGGGGAAGCUCUGGAGGCUUCUAAAUGAGAGCGACAAGCGACCCUUCAUUGAAGAAGCAGAAAGACUCAGGAAGCAGCACAAGAAAGAUUACCCAGACUACAAAUACCAGCCACGGCGCCGCAAGAACGGAAAGCAUGGCUCUGGAUCAGGAAGUGAGGCCGACAGCCAUUUGGAGGGUGAGGUCAGCCACAGCCAUUCCCACUACAAGGGCCUUCUCCUGGAAGUGGCCCACAGUGGGGGAGCCGAGUCCCCUCUGGCAGAUGGGCACCACCCGCAUGCUGCAGGUCAAUGCCACAGUCCUCCUACACCUCCCACUACUCCUAAAACCGAACCUCAGUCUGGGAAGACAGGGGAUGGUAAGAGGGAGGGUGCUGGGAAUGGAGGCUCCCGCAACACAAUGGGGACAGAGGGAGCUUCAGCUGCUCCAGGAUCGGGGAAACCACAUAUCGACUUUGGGAAUGUGGACAUUGGUGAAAUAAGCCAUGAGGUGAUGGCCAACAUGGAGCCUUUUGACGUCAACGAGUUUGACCAGUAUCUUCCCCCCAAUGGGCACCCAGGGGCUGGGCAAAGUGGUGGAGCCGGAGGAGCUGCUGCAGCCUCUGCAGCCUCUCCUUAUGCCUAUGGCAUCUCUUCAGCUCUGGCAGCGGCCAGUGGACACUCAGCAGCCUGGCUCUCCAAGCAGCAGCAGCCACAGCAACAUCACAGCUCCCCUCUGGGAUCAGACGCCUCCAAGGCGCAGAUCAAGAGUGAGGUUGGAGGUGCUGGGGGUCAUUUUGCAGAAGCAGCCUCACCAGGUACUCAUGUCACCUACACCCCGCUCACCCUUCCUCACUACAGCUCCGCCUUCCCAUCUUUGGCCUCAAGGGCUCAAUUUGCAGAAUAUGCCGACCACCAGGCUUCGGGGUCAUACUAUGCCCACUCCAGCCAAGCCUCGGGUUUGUACUCUGCCUUCUCCUACAUGGGUCCUUCCCAAAGGCCCCUCUACACUGCCAUCACUGAUCCAGCCAGUGUAUCGCAGUCCCACAGCCCCACACACUGGGAGCAGCCUGUCUACACAACACUGUCACGGCCAUGACAGAUGAUACCAGAGGGUAAUGGUGCAGGUUCAGCCCCAACACCAGACCAAAGUAGCAGAGGCAGCAGCGGCAACAACAGUGCUGUUGGUGGUAUCAGUGAUGAAAGUGGUCUGGUCUGGGGGGAGUGGGCAGGCACCGGGGGAGUUGGCUGGGAAGGCAGAAGGGGUGAGACCUUCUUCUGAUCUUGCUCAGAUUAAAAUAUGCUGUCACAGCCAAGGAUGAUCUGAGAGCAUGGUGCUUUUGAAACGUCAGUCAUUAUUUGGUGCCACUCCAUGUGAGAGUCAAAGGAAGUAGUACUUUGGUGAUGUGGAGAUAAACACCACUGUUGCACCACCCUUGGUACUCCAAACAAGACAACUGAUGUUGCUUAUGGGUGACAAGGGAUCAUUUUCCUAUCAGACUGUAUUGCAAGAAGUACACUGUAGUCUACAAACUUCUUCCACAGGCCAACAAAGGGGUCAGCAACAGCAGGGAAUCGAUGAGAAUUAGUACACCUCCAACCAUUAUUGUGACAAGUGUGAUGAGAAGGAGCCAAAUUUCUUCUGUAUAUAAUUUAUAUGCCAUAAGAAUGCAGAACCAAUCUAUUUCUUGGCCUCUCACUUCUAAUUCAAGAUUGACUCAUUUUCAUGCAGAUGUUUUGUCUUUCUUUAAAAAGCUUACAAAAGGAAUCCUAAUAGCAGGAUGUUAAAUCAGUACCAGAGUUGUCCUUGUUUAUCUUAAAUUAUUUGGCUGUAUACUCUUAAAAUGUCUUUGUAAAACACAUUCGACGAGAGUAAAAUCCAUGCUGAGGUUUUGCAUUCACAUGUAUAAUUAGUCAAAAGCAGCACUCGCAUGGACUCGCUAUGAUCAGGAUAGACUAUGCAUUGUACUUGAAGUUUUAAAUACUUUAUAUUAAUGUGUGCAGAUAUGAAAUAUUUGUAAGGAAAAAAAAUUGACCAAAGUUUUGAGACCAAAACUUUUUGUUUACUUUUCUAAGAUAAGAAACCGAUUUAGUCGACGUUUCUCCCAACUCAAAACUACCUGACAUUUAGCUAGUUAGACGUUUCUAAGCUGUCAUCAGUUUUCCAACGUGAGCUCACGUUCAUUUUCUUUAAAAUGUGUUCGUGUCAAAAACUACUUUUGCCUUUUUUCGCACCAGCACUGACGAGUGUGACAGUUUCAAUUGUUUUAUUUGAUGUAUUUAUGACUAACAGUCAUGGUAAAAGAUUAUUCUAUUUAUACUCGGAUAAUCUAUUUACAUUAUUUUCAUUGACAAUGGUCGCAAUGUGAUAUUAGAGAAUACAUCUGAGAAACUACCUUCUUCUAACAGCUUCCGAAGAUAUCACUGCCCACCUUUUUUGCCAUUGUAAUCUACACUGAAAGCCUUCACUACUGCCUUUUGCUUUUUGCUUGUACGUAAAUUAAAAUGUGUGUUUAAAACAGUGUUCAGCUUGAACGGUCAAAUCUUUUGAUUGUAAUUACUAAGAAAUAACUUUUGGAACAGACACAAUGUAGAAAAUGCCAACACUGAGAAAGAGCUGCCACCAACAACCUGAUAUUAAAUAUAAAAUGUGCCUUGUCUUCGAUAAUACAUGUUACUAACGAGUGGUGCAGAGGAGUAACAACCUCUAUUUCAUUUAAUGUCUUGUUUUUGCAUAAUAAGUUGUCUUUAUUUGUGAUCUUUUGUCUUCAUUAGUAACUUUUCUUCACUAUUCUGAAAUAUCUAUAUAUUUCAAAUGUCUUACCGUCCAUCUGGAAGGGUAAAAAAAAAAGAAAAAAAAAUGUUAUUUGCUUUGUUUUAUUUUAAAUAUAUCACUACUGGACAGAUGUGAACAAUAUGUAUGCACCACUGCUUAUUUUACUGUUCAGUCAAAGCUUAAAGUCUGUUCAUUUUCAAGCAUUUACCCCCCAGGAUAUGAAGCAGAGGGGAGUGCUGUAAAUUUUACAUUUUGUAUUUAUGUUUGGUUUAUAUUUGUGAGCACUGUUGUUUAUGUCUGUUUUGAAGAAAUCUCUGACUUUCUCUGCCAAUUUAGUAUUUUAUCUAUUUUUUCCAGCAGCAGAUCACAGCUACCAAACAACUUAAUAACUGCAGGAGUAAAAGCCUCAACAUGUGAUGAUGACUAAUGAUCGCUUACUCAAAUUUGAAAUAAAGCUCUUCUAUAUCUGCUUCAA